Molecule: messenger RNA, 1035 nt
Organism: Ziziphus jujuba (common jujube)
Lineage: Eukaryota; Viridiplantae; Streptophyta; Magnoliopsida; Rosales; Rhamnaceae
Product: zinc finger protein 6
Exons: 1
Coding region: 148-795 (215 amino acids)
Biological process (GO): gibberellic acid mediated signaling pathway; cytokinin-activated signaling pathway; trichome morphogenesis
Cellular component (GO): nucleus
Molecular function (GO): DNA-binding transcription factor activity; transcription cis-regulatory region binding
Source: RefSeq, a predicted model, not a curated record
CGAUUUGGAUAUGUAGUUAUUUUAUUUUAUUUUUUAAUUUUGAGGCUAUUUGUGUCAGUUUGCAUGGCAUAAAAUUUGUUUUCUCUAUAUAAACACCAAUUCACAAAUUCACUCUUCCUUUAAUUUUGUAUCACCCAAAACAUACCAAUGAGUGCAUUCUCUUCUUCUUCUUCAUCAUCGUCUUAUUCUUCUUCUUCUUCUUCGUCAUUGAAGUUGUUUGGUUUUCCUGUCACCGGCUGUGACCAAAUGACCGUCACACGUACAGCCCCACCGUCCGAUCAUCAUCAUGAUUUUGAUAGGAAGAGAUUUGAGUGUCAAUACUGUCGCCGAGAGUUUUCAAACUCUCAAGCUUUGGGUGGUCACCAAAACGCUCACAAGAGAGAAAGACAGCUUGCAAAGAGGGCUGAGUUCCAAGCCCAACAACAUUAUUAUCAACAUCAACGGUUUGCGGUCCCUCUUAACAUAGCAGCGCAUGGUUUGAGAUCAGGGCCCUCCAUUAAUCAUCAUCAAUAUCAUUCUAGUGGGUCCAUCAUGGCCAUAGGCUCUGCUGCAGCUCGGUUCCACAAUAAUAGUAAUGUGUCAUCAUCAUGGCCAAUGUCACCGGCUGUAGGUCCCAGAGAACAUGAAGAAAAAAUGUUUAUGAACAUCAAUGGAAAAUCUGCUCCAGUCUCAGAGGAUCUAAGACCCAGAAGAGGUGCUUAUAAUAAUAAUAUCGGGCAAGCUAACAAUGAAGCAAAUCUUGAAGAUGUUGAUCUCCAUCUCAGGCUUGCACCUUCCAAGUACACCAAAAAAUAGCCGAUCCGAAUUAAGAAGAAGAAGAAGAAGAAGAAGAUGAAGAUGAAGAAAAACUUUUUCUACACUUGUAUUUUUUCUUUCGAAUUUCAGGUGCGUAUAUGUAAAAAUUAAAAAGUGGAUUUGUAGAUGAUAGCUGCAGAUUCUCAAUGAUUUCAAGAAUAGAGUCUCUUUUGUUUUGAUUUUGUCAGAUUUAAUCAGUAUAAUUAAUUAUGGUGAAAUAAAAUGUCUGGCUGAAAUUAA